Laccaria bicolor S238N-H82 is the source of this 420-nucleotide messenger RNA. RefSeq lists its product as uncharacterized. The transcript has 2 exons. The record is from RefSeq and is a predicted model, not a curated record. Lineage: Eukaryota; Fungi; Basidiomycota; Agaricomycetes; Agaricales; Hydnangiaceae. The coding region runs from base 1 to 420 and encodes 139 amino acids.
AUGUCUGAGGCUGCCAGCAUCAUCACGUCGACCUUCCAGCACUUCAAUUUCGCAAUUCCAGACCUGGGAAGAUCCCCUGGCGCAUGGAAAAGAGUGAUCAAGCAGUGGGAGGAAGUUGAUCCAGUGACAAAGCAUGCCUUGAAGGACUGGCCAGGGGAGUGGUACAAGGGCAGCAGUGCCAUGGCCGGCAAGCGGAUGCAGAGGAAGAUGAUAUUUGACAAGUAUGUAAGGUUGUGCCAGGAUGAGGGGGUGUUCCUCAGCAGAUAUCCAGAUGCCAACAAAAGCAUCCCAAAGCUUUUGGAGGCAAUCAGGUGGAAUAACGGCAGAACAUGCUCCAGCAAGCACGGAACGGCCAAGGAGUGCAAAUCAAAGUCACCUCUCAGCUCACUGCCUGAAACCGAAAUCGAGACUGAAAUCUGA